Messenger RNA from Morone saxatilis (striped sea-bass), 4154 nucleotides. RefSeq names its product serine/threonine-protein kinase DCLK1-like. The coding region runs from base 11 to 2257 and encodes 748 amino acids. The transcript has 15 exons. Gene Ontology annotation, molecular function: ATP binding; protein kinase activity. NCBI's taxonomy places the organism in Eukaryota, Metazoa, Chordata, Actinopteri, Moronidae. The record is from RefSeq and is a predicted model, not a curated record. Gene Ontology annotation, biological process: intracellular signal transduction; protein phosphorylation.
CUGCACAGUCAUGGAGCUGGAGCACUUUGAUGAGCGGGACAAGGCUCAGAGAUACACCCGAAGGGGCUCAAGAGGGAAUGGGCUCCCCAGUCCCACUCAUAGCGCUCACUGCAGCCUGUACAGAACCAGGACGCUGCAAGCACUGAGCUCAGAAAAGAAGGCCAAGAAGAUUCGUUUCUACCGCAAUGGGGACCGCUACUUCAAAGGGAUUGUGUAUGCCAUUUCUCAGGAGAGAUUUAGGUCCAUUGAAGCGCUCCUGGCGGACCUCACAAGAUCUCUGUCAGAUAAUGUCAACUUGCCACAAGGGGUGCGAACCAUAUAUACCGUUGAUGGGACAACAAGGAUCACCAGCAUGGACCAGCUGGUGGAAGGAGAGAGCUAUGUUUGUGCAUCCAUAGAGCCUUACAAGAAGCUGGACUACACAAAGAAUGUAAAUCCCAACUGGUCAGUUGGUCCUAGGACUCCUGUGUCCAUCCGUGAACCUUCUUCCCUUGGUAGUGCAAAGGCUGGAGGCCCAGAAACCAGGGAGAGCAAGGACUUUAUUAAGCCCAAACUGGUAACCAUUGUCCGCAGCGGAGUAAAGCCUCGCAAGGCCGUACGGAUCUUGCUCAACAAGAAGACUGCACACUCCUUCGAGCAAGUCAUGACUGACAUCACAGACGCCGUUAAGCUGGACUCUGGAAUCGUCAAAAGGCUAUAUACUGUUGACGGCAAGAUGGUCACCUGCCUUCAGGACUUUUUUGGUGAUGACGAUAUAUUCUUUGCCUGUGGCCCUGAGAAGUUCCGUUAUCAGGAUGACUUCAACUUGGAUGAAAAUGAAUGCAGGGUGGCAAAGUCUGUAUCAUAUGGCCGGCUCCCCUCUUUGCACGGUCGUUCUUCCCCAAGAGUGUCCCGCAGGAGCAAGUCUCCAUCAUCUACUGGUUCAGCUAAUGGCACUGCAGGCAGCCAGCUGUCCACACCUCGAUCUGGAAAGUCUCCAAGCCCCUCUCCAACCAGCCCUGCUAGCCUUCGAAGACGACAGGGAUCUCAACACAGUGGCUCUUCACUCUCUUUAGCUUCUACCAAGGUUUGCAGCUCAAUGGAUGAAGGAGAUGGGCCUGGUAGUGAAGUUGAGCCAAUGGAUGAGUACCUCUCAGUCCCUGCCUCCAUAGCAGAGAGGUACAAAGUAGGGAGGACUUUAGGGGACGGAAACUUUGCUGUGGUCCGAGAGUGUGUGGAGAGAUCCACUGGAAGAGAGUAUGCUCUGAAGAUCAUCAGUAAAGAUAAAUGCAGGGGAAAGGAGCACAUGAUCCAGAGUGAAGUGUCAAUCCUUCGGCGUGUGAAACAUCCCAACAUCGUACUUUUAAUUGAGGAAAUGGACACCCAUAGUGAGCUCUAUCUUGUAAUGGAGUUGGUUAAGGGGGGCGAUCUCUUUGAUGCAAUCACCUCCUCUAACAAAUACACAGAGCGAGACGCCAGCUGUAUGCUGUUCAAUCUGGCAAGCGCCAUCAAGUACCUGCACAGUCUCAACAUUGUCCACAGAGACAUAAAACCAGAAAACCUGCUGGUGUAUGAACACCAUGAUGGUAGUAAAUCUCUGAAGCUAGGUGACUUUGGCUUGGCUACUGUCGUCAAUGGGCCACUCCAUACUGUGUGUGGCACGCCCACCUAUGUUGCACCAGAAAUCGUUGCUGAGACGGGGUAUGGCCUCAAGGUUGACAUUUGGGCAGCUGGUGUCAUCACUUACAUACUGCUGUGUGGCUUUCCACCUUUCCGUGGAAGUGGUGACGAUCAGGAGGCUGUCUUUGAACAGAUUUUGAGGGGCCUGCUUGAUUUCCCUGCACCAUACUGGGACAAUGUGUCAGACACUGCUAAGGCUCUGAUCACCGGGAUGCUGCAGGUAGAGGUGGAUCAGAGAUACACAGCUGUGCAGGUGCUCGACCACCCAUGGGUCAAUGAUGAUGGCGUGUCAGAGAACGAGCACCAGCUGCCUGUGGCUGGGAAGAUCAAGAAACACUUCAACACCGGGCCGAAGCUCAACAGCACCACAGCAGGGGUGUCAGUCAUUACAACCACGGCACUUGAUAAGGAGAAGCAAGUUUUCCGACGAAGACGCCACCAGGAUGUGAAGCUCACUCCCCACCUCCCAUACAGUAUUGGUGCCGGUGCCUCCCGCAGUGCCAACUUCGGCCUCUCUCCCGCUGAGUUCAACUCUGAGUCUGAGGACUAUUCCCCAAGUUCGGCUGACACUGUUCGUUCACCCACCUCUCCGUUCUAACAGCCUUCCCGAGGCCACAGCACAGUCCACCCCUCCAUGGGAAAAUGAGAGAGGGUGGAGAGCAAAAUUUCCAUUUUGCAGACCCAACAUUGAGUUCAGUCUGCUGACUUGGACAUUUACAGACUGCAAUCUUACCUGUACCUAUGUUCUUUUUUCCCAAUCAUGAUACUCAUUUUAAUUACAAAAUGUAUUGAUCAGUGGGAAGUUAAUCUCUGGAUCAAAGAAUAUACCUUUAGAGCAUGAAACAAUAUUUUUCCUUUCUUUCAUAAAAGCCACCAAACUGUUUAGCGCUGCAAGUGCUGGUUCAUUGUAGUACUCUAGAGCCCUCUAUUGGUUAAUAUUGUAUACUGCAGAAAGACAAACUGCUUCAUGAAGGACUUCAAUGGGAAAUGUUAAUGCAAAACGUUGAAACCGUAGGAUGUAAAAUUACAUGACUAUGACAUGUUCAGUACCGCUUAUACCGAUUUAAGCUUAAGUGUAACAAUAACUCAGUACAACAUUAAUGGUAAAGGUCACACUUCUGUUGUACUGUAUGGCAUCCAGAGUUCUCUGCUGUGGUACUUAAGAUUCUGGUGCAUAAACUUAGACACACAGUUUAAGAGGACCUAAGAAACUGAAAAGACAUGCUGCUAUAUUGUACCAUAAGCAUUAUCUGUACUGAACAGAUGUUUGUGUGGACAAAUAUUGUCCUGCCACCCAGUAGCUUGCCUCUUUAAGAGAAUAGAGGGCACUAAUGUUUGACUGUUGAUGGUCCAGCUCACAUGUCUGCUGGAGGAUGAUUUUUGAAACAAUAGUUUUGUCUGUGAGAGUGAUUUUAAUUCAGUGGUGGUACAGAUGAAUGUCAGUGCUGUGUAGUUGGUAGUAAGUGCAUGUUUAAAGCCUUGCAACAUAUGGAUUUAAGUGCAAUUAGGUGUACUGCCCAUUGAGCACACUAUUUUUAAAUUUUAAAUUUGUCCUUGAAAGUGCAGGAAUGAGUGAGAAUGGAUAUUUUGCGGGUGUUAUUGGCAGCAAACUGACACACUUCUCUAUCAGAUUAGGGCAAUUAGCCCUUGUGUAACAUGGAUUUUUUUCAAAUACUGAAAUAAGAAACAAGUUAACAGUGCUUCCACUAAAAUCUGUUAUUUUAAUAUUUGUUAAUUCAGUCAGCACUUCUGUUUGACUUUUUUAAUCAGAUCAAACUACAUGACUGGCUCACUAGACUGUAUGUACUGUAUGUCCUCUGACCACUUCAUACAUUGGUUCACCAGAGACCAAAUAUUCAUGGAUGCGAAUGUCCUCUUCCCUUCAUCAGAGACUGUAACCUGCAUGUGUAUUAAUAUGCAUCCUAAAUCAGUUGUUCUGGUCUUCUACUGUUUGAUAUACGCCUGUCAGAUAUGAAACCAUUCCUGUUGUCAUUGUAUGUGCUGUCUUGGUGAAUCCAGUUCAGUUAAGGCAGACUAUAGUCAUACCCCAGCUGAGUUAAGAUUUGUACAUACGUAUUUUAACAGAAAUGUAACAUCACACCACUGAUUUUGUUGUAAAAGGGCUUUUAAGUUUUUGACUAGAGGAGAGUGAGCCAAAAAGCACAAGGAAAGCAAGUUUUAAUAGUGUCUUUUUGGGAAUGUGUUUGCCUUCAUCACUGUCUGUUUUUCAUCAUCUGAAAAACAUGUAAUGUUUAUACACAGUUUGACAAAUGGUACUCAGAGACAACCGGGAAUGUCAGUGUUGUGUGGAAGCAGAUGGAGAAUGUGAAUGCUGUAUUAUAUUCAUCCAUAUUCCAUUAAUGUAAGGAUGUUAUAAAACAACCUAAACAAAAACAAAAACAAAAACUAGUAAUACACUUCCUUUCAUGAGAAAAUAAUCGAUUGCUAUGGUAAAAAAAAUAAACUUCCAACUAUGUACUCUGCAAAGAAACCAA